UGGUAUUCGAUAUUCUCAAGUCGAUAUGAUUCAAGAUGGCGAUAGGUCAUGUGUGAUUGUUGAGAUAAUCAAUUACAUUAAACUUAAAAUCUGCUUUUAUAGCUUUAAAGUAUUUAGUAUAGCACAGCCUGUUGUGCAAAGUAUUAUUGUAAAAUGGGGAAUGGCUUUAUUAAUUAUAUGUGCAAGAAAUUUUUUCAUCCGGCGUCUAGAGACAAUUUGAAAAGGGCCUGGAUGGCAGAGUCUUAUAGAAAGAAGCUAGAAGAAUUGCGAGUGCAAUAUGAAAAGGAACAAGAUUUGUAUACAAAUAAGGCAAUACUGAGUAAAGAAAGUAAGGAUAAGCUUUGUGUAAAUUUCAUUUAUGAGCCAUCACCUGGUACGAAGAAGGAACGAGAAAGAGAAGAUGAUGAAUCAGAAUAUAAAUUUGAAUGGCAGUGAAAAUUUAAUGCGCCAAGAGAGGAGAUAAGGAAUGCCCGAUGUAUAUAUUCAGGCAUCAAAUUCUGACCAGGCAGGUCCUUCAUUGGAUCCAUUGAUUCUUGUCCAACAAAUGAGAUAGGAUGGUCUUGCUAUGAAGAGGAGUGCUCUUAGUAUUCCACAGCAGAUGAGAUUCUCUAGAAAUGAGGUAAGAUAUGUAAUUAAAA
Zootermopsis nevadensis is the source of this 638-nucleotide messenger RNA. The record is from RefSeq and is a predicted model, not a curated record. Lineage: Eukaryota; Metazoa; Arthropoda; Insecta; Blattodea; Termopsidae.